AUGGAAGAAGACUCGUCAGAUGGAUUUUCCCUUGCUCCUAAAGAAAUUAGACCCUAUAAUUUUGAGCCUUUAUUAAAUCAAACUCAAGACAGCAAUAGAAGUAAAUCUGAAGAUUCAGAGGGAGGUGAUUUGAAGGAGGAAAAUGCAGUAGGGGUAAUUGGAACCCGCAGGGAGAAUUUAGCAUGGUGUGACUGUGAAAGGUGCCAAGUAAUGGAAACAAAUGAAGAAUGUUUAUGCUGCCAUGAAAUUGCACCCAUUUUGGAAAAAGUAGAAGUAAAGGAGUUAAAGUGUAUCACAGAACAUGAUGGGUUUCAGGGAAAUUGCCUCAAUAUUGACGCCCUGGAAGUCUCCAUGUAUGAGUUUGUAGACACCGAUGGGCCCCUUGAUGACAACGAGCCAAUACAUGAAUUAUAUAGAUACUUGGCCUACAGAAGAUUCACUCGUUGGAUCUGGCAUAUCCUAGGGAAAAAGAGACGAAAAAUUAUCCCAGCUUGUGUGGUAUCCAAAAUCAGACAGACAUUUCCAUCUGAGUCGUAUGCUGGUUUCAAAUAUCCACAUUUAUGAAAAUAAUGAUAUGAUGUCCACCUAUCAAUCUUUUUUUGAUGCACAACACAUUUCCAUUUUGAAACACAACACAUUUUAAACUUUCACAUUCCCACCAAAUUUAUCUGUUGUAUCUAGAUGUUCUUCUGUUAAUCAGUUCAUUUUUGUCAAAGUCUUCAUACUCAUGAGUCAGUGGACGUGGUUCUUCAGCUUUAUGACCAAACACAAAAUCAUCUUAGGCAAAUUUUAAGGAAGGAUAGUGUCUUCUUCUAACAAAAAUCUUUUCCAGCAAUUU
Messenger RNA from Saccostrea cuccullata (small rock oyster), 838 nucleotides. RefSeq lists its product as uncharacterized. The transcript is spliced from 3 exons. NCBI's taxonomy places the organism in Eukaryota, Metazoa, Mollusca, Bivalvia, Ostreida, Ostreidae. The record is from RefSeq and is a predicted model, not a curated record. The coding region runs from base 1 to 564 and encodes 187 amino acids.